Drosophila busckii is the source of this 315-nucleotide messenger RNA. RefSeq names its product PI-actitoxin-Axm2b-like. The record is from RefSeq and is a predicted model, not a curated record. NCBI's taxonomy places the organism in Eukaryota, Metazoa, Arthropoda, Insecta, Diptera, Drosophilidae. Bases 16 to 315 code for a protein of 99 amino acids. Gene Ontology annotation, molecular function: serine-type endopeptidase inhibitor activity. The transcript has 2 exons.
AAGCUUACAUUCAAAAUGAAACUUGUUCUUAUCCUGGCUUGCCUGGUGCUCUACGUGGCCGUCAUUGAGGCCCAAACCUGUACCGGACAAUUCCGACCACGUCGAAACAAUCCUCGUAGCUGCACGGCUCGCGUUAAUGGAGGACAUAAUCGUACCCGUGGCUGCAACAACAACUCCAACAGGAACAUGUGGUAUUACAAUGCAAGGGCUGAUAGAUGCAUAAAGUUUGCAUAUCGUGGAUGCGGAGGCAAUGGCAAUCGUUACUGCACUGAGCGUGAGUGUCGCACCCAAUGCAGACCACGUCGUCCUAACUAA